Messenger RNA from Cadophora gregata, 2675 nucleotides. RefSeq names its product Iron-sulfur clusters transporter atm1, mitochondrial (gene ATM1). Gene Ontology annotation, cellular component: mitochondrial inner membrane. The record is from RefSeq and is a predicted model, not a curated record. The transcript is spliced from 2 exons. Lineage: Eukaryota; Fungi; Ascomycota; Leotiomycetes; Helotiales; Ploettnerulaceae. Gene Ontology annotation, molecular function: ATP hydrolysis activity; ATP binding; ABC-type transporter activity. The coding region runs from base 239 to 2383 and encodes 714 amino acids. Gene Ontology annotation, biological process: intracellular iron ion homeostasis; transmembrane transport.
AGAGAGCGCAGAGCUUCGUUUGCUCCUCGGACAAAUUGAAUCCCCCAGUCUCUUCUGCUUCGCUGCGAUCAUUGCUGCUUGGAAGUGGCAGCUUGCAGCAAAGUAAAAGAACACACCUUCUGCGAUCGAAAAGCAGCUCCUCGCCACUACCCCUACAUCUUCAUCUCGCAACAAAACGAUGUGGGGAAGCACAUGAAGCUGAAGCAGGGGCGAUCGAAGAGCUUCAAUCGCAGUGAGGAUGAUUGUCCGGAAUCUCCACAAAGCUUCGUGCUGGAGCGCGCGAGUGUCAGUACGGCCACAGUCAUGGAAACAACCUGGAAUUGGACUGCGAGUUAUCACCAGCACGAAUCACUUCUCCGAGGCUGGCCAGAAAGCUACAGUCAUUCAGAGCCACGCUCUUCGACAGCCACGAGUUGCAGAUGAUGUGCCUGGAACGAAGCCAGAAACCGCCCAGAAGCCAGCUGCAGCAGUUCCAGGACGCAAAGACCCUCUUGCGCUGGAUGAUAAGACGAAUAAGGAACAACGGAAAGCAGAUUGGGCUAUUAUGAAGGAGAUGGCAAAGUACUUGUGGCCGAAAGACAAUCUUGGGACACGGUUUCGGGUGGGACUCUCUUUGGCACUGCUCGUUGGUGCCAAAGUGUUGAAUGUCCAAGUGCCGUUCUACUUCAAGAGCAUUGUUGAUUCAAUGAACGUCGAUUUUGUGGCCGUUGGAGGCACGGCUGCUACUGUCGCUGGGUCGAUGAUCUUUGCGUAUGGCAUGACCCGAAUCGGAGCUACGAUUUUCCAGGAAGUAAGGAAUGCGGUGUUUGCGAGCGUUGCUCAAAAAGCUAUCCGAAGGGUAGCUUGCAAUGUGUUUGGUCACUUAUUGCGGUUGGACCUAAAUUUCCAUCUAACAAAGCAGACGGGUGGGCUGACCAGAGCCAUUGACCGAGGUACAAAGGGAAUCAGUUUCCUUCUCACUUCAAUGGUAUUUCACAUCCUACCUACAGCUUUAGAGAUCAGUAUGGUCUGUGGUAUUCUCACCUACCAAUACGGUGCGAAGUUUGCCGCCAUUACAGCAUUGACAAUGGUUGGCUACACAGCCUUCACGAUUUGGACAACCGCCUGGCGAACCAAGUUCAGGAGAGCCGCGAAUGCAGCAGAUAAUAAAGGUUCCACGGUCGCAGUCGACUCCUUGAUCAACUACGAAGCCGUCAAAUACUUCAACAAUGAGAAGUUCGAGGUUGGCAGGUACGACCAGGCUUUGAAGGAGUAUGAGGAAUCGUCCAUCAAAGUUGCAACAUCACUGGCAUUUCUCAAUUCGGGACAAAACCUGAUAUUCUCAAGUGCCUUAACCGCUAUGAUGUAUCUAGCAGCGGAUGGAGUUGCAACUGGGAACUUGACUGUUGGUGACCUGGUGAUGGUCAACCAACUUGUUUUCCAACUUUCAGUACCACUGAAUUUUCUCGGCUCGGUUUACCGAGAACUUCGUCAAUCUCUCUUGGACAUGGAGACCCUCUUCAACCUUCAGAAGGUUAAUGUCGCAAUUAAAGAGCCUCCGAAUGCAAAGUCGCUCCAACUUACGAAGGGGGGCGAGAUCACUUUUGAGAAUGUGACAUUCGGAUACCACCCAGACCGGCCAAUUCUCAGAAACCUGAGUUUGACCAUCCCAGCUGGAAAGAAGAUUGCUAUAGUCGGACCUAGUGGAUGUGGCAAGUCAACAAUCUUGCGACUCCUCUUCCGUUUCUACGACAUCCAAGAGGGCAGAAUUCUCAUUGAUGGCCAAGACAUCCGCGAUGUGAGCUUAGAUUCUUUGAGAACGGCGAUUGGUGUUGUACCACAGGACACACCGCUAUUCAACGACACUAUCGAGCACAAUAUCAGAUAUGGUGAUCUUAGUGUAUCUCCUGAGAAAGUCUUAGCUGCAGCCCAGCGAGCAAAGAUUCACGACAUCGUGUCAGCAUUUCCGGAUGGGUACAAGACCAUGGUAGGAGAGCGUGGUAUGAUGAUCUCGGGAGGCGAGAAGCAACGUUUGGCGGUCUCAAGAUUGAUCUUAAAGGAUCCGCCAUUACUUUUCUUCGACGAAGCUACCUCGGCCUUGGACACUCAUACUGAGCAGGCUCUGAUGCAGAAUAUCAACAGCAUCUUAAAGGACAAGGCAAGGACCAGUGUGUUCGUUGCCCAUCGUUUGAGGACUAUCUAUGACAGUGAUAAGAUCAUUGUCCUCAAAGAAGGUCAGGUGGCUGAAACUGGUACACAUCGUGAGCUCAUUGAUACUGGCGGCGUGUACUCGGAGCUCUGGAGUGCUCAAGAAACCCUAUUUGAUGACGAUGGGGAGCAAAAGGAAAUAGAAUUUAACGAUGUCGAGAUUGGCGAGGAUUCGAAGGAUCGGCCAGUGUCGUGAAUACCUAGCAAACUUUUCGGCGGAGGCUUCAGCAUUCAGACAAGUGGUCUAUGUCAGGAGUCUCAGUAUGUUGUAGUUCCACUCCAGUUUAUACCCGCAGUUACGAACUAUGGUGAUUUACAGCUGUAAAUGCUGUGAUGCAACAAUAGGUAAAGUCCUGUAUCGAUAUCCAUAGAGUAGAAGCCGUCACUCAGCCGGGUGCAGGGACGAAUUUAGAUCUAAAUUGCAUGUGCACUCCAUGUCCCAGCCGCGUGCCGAGAAUUGGGCUGAUUGCUCCUCAUCAAAGAGGAUC